This is a messenger RNA of Desarmillaria tabescens, 1371 nucleotides long. RefSeq lists its product as uncharacterized. The record is from RefSeq and is a predicted model, not a curated record. Lineage: Eukaryota; Fungi; Basidiomycota; Agaricomycetes; Agaricales; Physalacriaceae. The coding region runs from base 1 to 1371 and encodes 456 amino acids. The transcript has a single exon.
AUGGCAUAUGGCCGCCUCCGUCAGCUAUGGUACAUCAACGACUGGAGUAAUAUACGAGACAGAUUUCACAGAUGGGAAGAGGAGGACCAGGAGAUGCGACGAAAAGCACUUGUUAGUAACCAGAUCAUCAAUCCAAAGUUGCCACCUCGACGUGUGUGGGAUCUGUUCAGUAAUCGGGUGGUGCCAUGGUGGUGCACAGGAAUCUCCUGUAAUGAGUGGUACCGGAGCCACCAGCUUUGGCCAAUAUCGCAUGCCUGGAUGGAUGAGAAGGAUCGUGUCAACGUGCAGACACCCAUCAACGAAUACAAAUGGCCCGUUCCCAUCCCAAAAGACACCAGCCUCAAUCUUGUCCGUAUUGAGAUGCUCAAUCUUGGAGCGCAGUAUGCAUGGUUGGAUGUUCUCUGUCUGAGACAGGUCGGUGGACCGGGAGAGCAUAUGCGCAAGGAAGAGUGGAAGCUGGAUGUGCCCACCAUCGGAACAGUGUAUCAUCUGGCUGAUGUGGUGAUUUACAUGAGUGGGCUGGGUCGGCCUUUGAGUUUGAAGGACGGCGACUUGGAUAGUGAUCGAUGUUGGUUUAGACGUGCUUGGACACUACAGGAGGUUGGCGAGGACAGGGUGAUUGCUGGGGACACACCGGAUGGACCAAUGCAUGCUGAGUGUAAGGAUGGGAAGUAUGAGACUCCGCCACUGACCAGAUUUCACGAGCAGCUGGAGUCUAUGGAUCACAUUUUGUAUGGUGCAUUUGCAGCACUGGAGGACAUGCAGAAUCGGGUGUCGACCAACCCAGUGGACAAAGUCGCGGGACUGGCAUUUUGUCAGCUGUCCAAGACGAUACCGGCAUACUAUGAGAGCGAGUCUCUUGAGGGUGCAUGGACGGCACUCAUGAAUUCGAUGGAUGAGUGGCGUCGGGGUUUGUUGUUCUUGUAUCCUGAACCGGGAAGUGCAGGCAGAAAAUGGAGACCAUCGUGGGACCAGCUUAUGACGAAGCCUUUGCCCGCAGGUGGUUACCUUGGCAUCAAAGUUAAUCGGGAUGAGAUGGAUGAAGACUGGUGUGAUGCGGAAUGCAUUGAAAAGGGGUUCGUACGGUGGUUGACUGCUGUAGAAGAGGGUGAUCGACGUGGACAGUUAAUUGUCAACGACAAGGGUGGGACAGAACAUGCAUUCAACAUCACGGCCGCCCACGAGUACCCGAUACCUGAAGACAUGUACGCACUGAUUUGCGGUGUUUCACCAUCCCAAUAUUGGGUUGUCGGGCGAAGACUGCCAGAGGAAAGGUUUGAGAAAGUGUCGGUGUUUCAGAUGUCACUUAAAGAAUUAAAUCGAUUCCGGGAUCUGCAUAUUACUGAAGAAUGUCGGAAUAUUCUUGUUUGA